Messenger RNA from Gamsiella multidivaricata, 509 nucleotides. RefSeq lists its product as uncharacterized. NCBI's taxonomy places the organism in Eukaryota, Fungi, Mortierellomycota, Mortierellomycetes, Mortierellales, Mortierellaceae. The transcript has a single exon. Bases 179 to 448 code for a protein of 89 amino acids. The record is from RefSeq and is a predicted model, not a curated record.
CACGUGAAUGCACAGAAGGACAGGAACCGCAGUCGAGGUGAAUGGGCCAAGGGCCAAAGGAAUGAGGAAAACGGAAGGAGGCCUGCAAACAACCUUCAUCAAAAGGGUGAUGCAAUGAGUUGCUUCGCCGAGAGACUGCUUUGCUCUCAGCGUCGAGUCGAUACCACCCUCCGUUUACAUGUACAACGGGCCAAGGCGCACGCACCACACCUCGGCCAUCGUGAACCGACUGCUUUUAUUUGAAUUUCUUCUUUUCUCAUUUCAGCACCCGCGCCCCUGCUUCUCGGUCCCUUUAACGCCAUCUACCGCUGCAUCGAAACACUCCUCCACCAGAAGCAGUGCAGGCAGGUGUAAAGUGUCUGGAUGGUAUGUUGGACAGCUUAGCGGAUAUGCGUACACUUCUGGACCACAUCACGGCUGGUCAAUGUCAACCAACCCUGCUUGCUGAAUAAGACCCCUUUUGCUGUGCCACCAAAAUGCUGUCAAACAUCCCCGUGCGAGUACCCUAC